Messenger RNA from Ilex paraguariensis (yerba mate), 1677 nucleotides. NCBI's taxonomy places the organism in Eukaryota, Viridiplantae, Streptophyta, Magnoliopsida, Aquifoliales, Aquifoliaceae. The record is from the annotation of a GenBank genome assembly.
AUGGUGACUAAUCAGUCUCAAGCACGACAGCAGAUAUUAUCCCAAAACAUUCAGAGUAACAUCACAUCAACUGGAGUGCAAGGUGCUGUUGGUUUAACAUCUGCAUUACCACCCAUUGGCAAUUUAACUCAGAAUAUGGUGCCGAAUGCAGUUGGCCAUAAUUCCAGUUUGCAGAACAUUCAAAACAUCUCAGGGGUUUCACAGAACUCUGUAGGAACGAUGGGGCAAGGAGUGCCUUCCAAUAUUUUUCCCAAUUCUCAGAUUCAGGGAAGGCAACAACAGGUUGUUCCCCAACAGCAACAGCAGCAGUCUCAGAAUUAUCUUUACCAGCAGCAGCAGCAGCUACAACAGCAGCUUAUGAAGCAGAAGCUCCAGCAGGGAAGUGUCCCACACUCCCUAAUGCAAUCUCACAUCCAGCAACAGCAACAGAACCUCCUGCAAUCAACUCAGUUGCAGUCUUCUCAGCAAUCUGUCAUGCAGCCUAAUAUGAUGCAAUCAACUCCGCCCACUGGCCAUCAACAGAAUCAACAGUCUUCCAUUCAACAACCCUCCCAAGCAGUGCUUCAGCAACACUCUCAAUCUGUCCUCAGACAACAGCAGCAGCCGCAGCAAGCUGCCAUUAUGCACCAACAGCAGACACAGAUGCAGCAACAGCAGCAUCUGGUGGGGCAGCAGCCCAAUGCUGCAAACAUGCAACAAAACCAGCAAAUUGGGCAACACAACAGCAUUCCUGAUAUGCAGCAGCAGCAACAACAGCAACAGAGGUUGCUAAGUCAGCAGAAUAAUCUUCCAAACCUACAGCAGCAGCAGCAGUUAAUGGGUCAACAAAACAACCUCACAAAUAUGCAUCAGCAUCAGUUGGGACCUCAAAGUAAUGUUUCGGGGCUCCAGCGGCAGCAGUUAAUUGGAACUCAGUCUGGUAAUUCUGGCAUGCCGAGUAAUCAGCAAUCUGUACACAUGCUGCAACAAUCUAAAGUUCCAGUUCAGCAACAAACCCAGCAGAACACACCAACUUUGCUACACACUCAAGGGCAGCAGUCACAAGCACAGCUGCAGCAGCAGAUGAUGCCACAGAUUCAAUCACAGCAAGGACAGUUGCAACAGCAGUUAGGCUUGCAACAGCAACAAAGUACCCUACAACGAGAUAUGCAUCAAAGACUUCAAACAUCUGGCCCCUUGCAUCAGCAGCAGAAUGUAAUGGAUCAACAGAAGCAGCUAUUCUACUCACAAAGACCCAUUCCGGAGGCAUCAUUGACUUCUUUAGAUUCCACAGUUCAGACAGAAAAUGCAAGUGCCGCAGAUUGGCAGGAGGAGGUUUAUCAAAAGAUUAAGGCCAUGAAGGAGAGGUAUUUUCCAGAACUAGGUGAAAUGUACCAGAAAAUUGCUGUUAAAUUGCAGCAGCAUGAUUCUCUUCCUCAGCAUCCAAAUAAUGAUCAAUUUGAGAAGCUCAAGAAAUUUAAGGCUAUGUUAGAGCGCCUUAUAGCUUUUUUAACAGCUUCAAAGAGCAGUAUUACACUUGCUGUAAGGGACAAGUUGGGAUCCUAUGAGAAGCAGAUAACUAGUUUUCUGAAUUCAAACAGGCCCCGUAGGCCUGUUUCUUCAUUGCAGCAAGGGCAACAACUCCCCCCAGCUCAUAUGCAUUCAAUGCAGCAACCACAAAGGGGAUAUUUACAAUAG